GUAGGGGCGUGGCUGAGUGCCGGGGGCGCGGCCUGGAGCUGAGAGAAGCGGCGAGGCGAGCCGGGGGCUCUAGUGAACCGCGCAGCCGGGCGGGGAUCGCCGGCGGGCGGCGAGCGGAGGCGGCACGGGCCCGGCGGUCUCCGAGAUGUCACGAUGGCUGUGGCCAUGGUCGAAAUGUGUGAAAGAGCGGGUCUGCCGCUACUUGCUGCACCACUACUUGGGUCACUUCUUCCAGGAGCACCUCAGCCUGGACCAGCUCAGCCUCGAUCUGUACAAGGGCAGCGUUGCCCUGCGGGAUAUCCACCUGGAGAUCUGGUCUGUGAACGAGGUGCUGGAGUCCAUGGAUUCGCCACUGGAGCUAGUGGAAGGCUUUGUGGGUUCCAUCGAGGUGGCCGUGCCCUGGGCCGCGCUGCUCACCGACCAUUGCACCGUGCGUGUGUCAGGCCUCCAGCUCACCCUGCAGCCCCGCCAGGGCCCAGGGCCGGGGACUGCCGACUCACAGACCUGGACCUCAUGCAUGACCACGAGCCUGCAGCUGGCUCAGGAGUGCCUGCGGGAUGGGUUGCCUGAGCCCUCUGAGCCACCGCAGCCCCUGGAGGGCCUGGAGAUGUUUGCCCAGACCAUCGAGACUGUGCUACGAAGGAUCAAGGUGACCUUCCUGGACACUGUUGUGAGGGUGGAGCACUCUCCGGGUGAUGGGGAGCACGACGUGGCAGUGGAAAUCCAUGUGCAGAGACUAGAAUACUGUGACGAGGCAGUGCGGGACCCAAGCCAGGCGCCCCCUGUGGAUGUGCACCAGCCUCCUGCCUUCCUGCACAAGCUGCUGCAGCUGGCGGGCGUCCGCCUGCGCUUCGAAGAGCUCCCUCCACAGGAAGACCCCCCAGAGCCCCCCUUGCAGAUCGGCAGUUGCUCGGGGUAUAUGGAGCUGACAGUGAAGCUGAAGCAGAACGAGGCCUUCCCGGGCCCCAAGCUGGAAGUGGCUGGACAGCUGGGCUCCCUGCACCUACUCCUGACCCCACGGCAGCUCCAGCAGCUUCAGGAACUGCUCAGUGCCAUGAGCCUUUCAGACUCCAAGGGCUUGAUCGACAAGCUGAACAAGAGCCGCCCACUAGGUGCUGAAGACCUGUGGCUGAUUGAGCAGGACCUGAACCAGCAGCUGCAGGCAGGGGCUGUGGCCGAACCUACCAGCCCAGACUCCCUUACCAACCCCCUUGUCAACCUGGACAGCACUGACCUCUUCUUCUCCAUGGCGGGCCUCACGAGCAGUGUGGCCUCAGGCGUCUCUGAGCUCUCUCUGUCGGAUGUAGACCUGGGCUCGUCUGUGCACAGUGACAGGAACCCCCGCCGGCUCUCUGUCCAGGGCCACCCCGCUGGAAAGACGGCCCCCACGCCCCUCCCGGACACCUUACGUCCUGACUCACUGCUGAAGAUGACCUUGGGGGGCAUGACCCUGACCUUGCUUCAGACAUCUGCCCCAUCUUCCGGACCGCCUGACCUCACCACCCACUUUUUUGCUGAGUUUGAUGCUGCCAAGGAUGGGCCCUUCGGCUCUCGUGACUUCCACCAUCUCCGACCGCGCUUCCAGAGGGCCUGUCCCUGUAGCCAUGUCCGGCUCACGGGUGCGGCCGUGCAGCUGUCCUGGGAGCUGCGGACAGGCAGGGGCCGAUGGACUACCAGCUCGGAAGUACGCUUCGGGCUGCUCGAGGUGCUGGAGUGUCUGUGGCCCAGGGGCGCGUCAGAGCCUGAGUACACAGAGAUCCUGAGCUUCCCCAGCAGCCUGGGCUCCCAGGCCUCAGCUCGUCCCUGUGCCCACCUGCGCCUCACACAGACCCUGCGCCGCGUACCCAAGAGCCGGUCCCGGCGCCCAGCUACCUGCCAUUGCCACUCAGAACUGGCCCUGGACCUGGCUGACUUCCAGGCAGACGUGGAGCUGGGGGCCCUGGACCGGCUCACUGCCCUGCUGCGCCUGGCCACCGUACCCCCUCCCGAGCCACCCUCCGGCUUGCUGAUGGAGCCCCCACCAGCUGCCGAGCAGCAGACAGUGGUGCAGCUGUCGGCACCCCAGGCCACACUGCGGCUGCUCUUCCCCAUUGCUGACCUGAGGCCUGAGCGAGACCCCUGGGCCGGCAGGGCUGUGCGGGCCGAGCAGCUGCGGCUGGAGCUGAGCGAGCCCCAGUUCAAGUCAGAAUUGAGCAGCGGGCCUGGUCCCCCAGCCCCUACCCGCCUGGAACUUACCUGCUCCGACCUACAUGGCACCUACGAAGAUGGAGAAAAGCCACCCGUCCCCUGCCUGCGGGUCUCCAAAGCCCUGGAUCCCAGGAGCCCUGGGCGCAGACACUUCCUGCCCCAGGUAGUGGUGACUCUGAACCCCCAGAGCAGCAGCACACAGUGGGAGGUGGCACCAGAGAAGGGAGAGGAUCUGGAGCUGUCGGUCGAGAGUCCGUGCGAACUGCGGGAGCCGGAGCCCUCACCCUUCUCCUCUAAGAGGACCAUGUACGAGACGGAGGAGAUGGUGAUUCCUGGAGACCCUGAAGAGAUGAGGACCUUCCAGAGCCGGGCCCUGGCACUGUCACGCUGCAGCCUGGAGGUGGUCCUGCCCAGUGCCCACAUCUUCCUGCCCAGCAAGGAGGUCUACGAGAGCCUCUACAACAGGAUCAACAACGGCCUGCUCUUGUGGGAGCCCGCGGACCUGCUUCCCGCCGCCCCCACUGCUGCUCAGCCUUCUGGCUUCCCAGGCCCCUCAGGCUUCUGGCAUGACAACUUCAAGAUGUGCAAGUCAGCUUUUAAGCUGGACUCAGAUUCGGACGAUGAGGAUGCCCGCUUCUUCUCAGUGGGGGCGUCCAGUGCCCCCCAGGCCCCCGCCCCCGAGUCCCCGAGCCCUCACUCCCAGAGUACCUUCUCUACACUGGUGACGGUGCUGAAGGGUCGGAUCACGGCCCUCUGUGAGACUAAGGAUGAGGGUGGGAAGCAGCUGGAAGCCAUGCACGGGGAGUUGGUGUUGGACGUGGAGCAAGGCACCAUCUUCAGUGUCUCCCAGUACCGAGGCCAGCCGGGACUCGGCUACUUUUGCCUGGAGGCUGAAAAGGCAACACUCUACCACCGAGCGGCCAUGGAUGACUACCUGCUGCCCAGUCACCUGGAGCUGCCCAGCUUUGCUCCUCCAGCCCAGCUGGUCCCAACCAUCUACCCAUCAGAGGAAGGAAUGACAGAGCGGGGAGCCUCGGGACGCAAGGGCCAAGGCCAGAGCUCACACAUGCUGUCCACCGCUGUGCGCAUCCACCUGGACCCCCAUAAGAAUGUCAAGGAGUUCCUAGUGACACUACGGCUGCAUAGAGCCACCCUGCGCCACUACAUAACUCUACCAGAACAGAGCUGGCACUCCCAGCUGCUGGAGUUCUUAGACGUGCUGGAUGACCCCGUGCUGGGCUACCUGCCCCCGACGGUCAUUACUAUCCUACACACACACCUGCUUUCCUGCGCUGUGGACUACAGGCCCCUGUACCUCCCUGUGCGUGUCCUCGUCACUGCCGAGACCUUCACCCUCUCCAGUAACAUCAUCAUGGACACCUCCACCUUCCUGCUUAGGUUCAUCCUCGACGACUCGGCCUUGUACCUGUCCGACAAGUGUGAAGCGGAGACCCUAGAUCUGCGGCGAGAUUAUGUCUGUGUCUUGGAUGUUGACCUCCUGGAGCUCGUGAUCAAAACCUGGAAAGGGAGCACCGAGGGCAAACUGAGCCAGCCGCUAUUCGAGCUGCGCUGCUCCAACAACGUGGUGCACAUGCACACGUGCGCCGACUCCUGCGCCCUACUGCUCAACCUGCUGCAGUACAUAACGAGCGCAGGCGACUUGCACCCCCCGCCCCGGCCCCCCAGCCCCACGGAGAUCGCCGGCCAGAAGGUACAGCUCUCCGAGAGCCCUGCCUCCAUGCCCUCAUGCCCCCCAGUGGAGACCGCCCUCAUCAACCAGCGGGACCUGACCGACGCCCUCCUGGACACAGAGCGCAGCCUGCGGGAGCUGGCCCAGCCUUCAGGUGGCCCCCUCCCUCAGGCCUCGCCCGUGUCUGUCUACCUAUUCCCAGGAGAACGGAGUGGGACCCAGCCUCCCUCGCCCCCUGUUGGGGCCCCUGAUGGCAGCUUGGGGUCCUGCUCAGAGGCCAAGGAAGAUGAAAAGGAAGAGGAGGGGGAUGGAGACACUCUGGAUAGUGACGAAUUCUGCAUCCUUGACGCUCCUGGCCUCGGCAUCCCACCCCGCGAUGGGGAGCCCGUGGUCACGCAGCUGCAUCCAGGUCCCAUCAUUGUGCAGGAUGGACACUUCUCACGGCCACUGGGCAGCACGGACCUGCUGCGGGCACCCGCCCACUUCCCAGUGCCCAGCACUCGUGUGGUGCUGCGUGAGGUCUCCCUUGUCUGGCACCUCUAUGGGGGCCGAGACUUUGGCCCCCACCCAGGCCACCGGGCAAGAGUUGGCCUCACGGGCCCCAGGGGGUCCCCUUCCCGCUGCUCUGGCCCCAACCGGCCCCAGAAUUCCUGGCGUACACAGGGAGGCAGCGGGAGGCAGCACCACGUCCUUAUGGAGAUCCAGCUCAGCAAGGUGAGCUUCCAGCAUGAGGUGUACCCAGUGGAGCCAGCCCCAGGCCCCGUGGCCCCAGGAGAGGAGCUGGAGGAGCAGCCGCUGUCCCGCCAGGUGUUCAUCGUGCAGGAGCUUGAGAUCCGCGACCGGCUCGCCUCGUCCCGGAUCAACAAGUUCCUGUACCUGCACACCAGCGAGCGCAUGCCGCGGCGCGCGCACUCCAACAUGCUUACCAUCAAAGCUCUGCACGUGGCCCCCACGACCAACCUGGGCGGGCCCGAGUGCUGUCUCCGAGUCUCACUGAUGCCCCUACGGCUCAACGUGGACCAGGAUGCCCUGCUCUUCCUCAAGGACUUCUUUACCAGCCUGGCAGCCGGAAUCAACCCCAUGGUCCCAGCAGAGACCUCCACAGAGGCUCACCCUGAGGCCCAAGUCCAGCCCAGCAGCCCCCAGGAAGGGCAGCCCGAGGCUGUAGAGACAAGUGGCAUCCAGGAGGCUGCAGGCGGUGGACAAGGCCCGUCUGAGCAGCAGCCCAUCUACUUCAGGGAGUUCCGCUUCACAUCUGAGGUGCCCAUCUGGCUAGAUUACCACGGCAAGCACGUCACCAUGGACCAAGUGGGCACGUUCGCCGGCCUCCUCAUCGGCCUGGCCCAGCUCAACUGCUCCGAGCUGAAGCUGAAGCGGCUCUGCUGCCGGCACGGGCUCCUGGGUGUGGACAAGGUGCUAGGCUAUGCUCUCAAUGAGUGGCUGCAGGACAUCCGCAAGAACCAGCUGCCUGGCCUGUUGGGGGGCGUGGGUCCCAUGCACUCAGUUGUCCAGCUCUUCCAAGGGUUCCGGGACCUGCUGUGGCUGCCCAUCGAGCAGUACAGGAAGGAUGGGCGCCUCAUGCGGGGGCUGCAGCGGGGAGCCGCAUCCUUUGGCUCAUCCACGGCCUCUGCUGCCCUGGAACUCAGCAACCGGCUGGUGCAGGCCAUCCAGGCCACAGCUGAGACGGUGUAUGACAUCCUGUCCCCGGCGGCCCCCAUCUCCCGCUCCCUGCAGGACAAGCGCUCUGUGCGAAGGUUGCGCAAAGGCCAGCAGCCUGCUGACCUGCGGGAGGGUGUGGCCAAGGCCUACGACACAGUUCGAGAGGGCAUUCUGGACACGGCCCAGACCAUCUGCGAUGUGGCGUCUCGGGGCCAUGAGCAGAAGGGGCUGACGGGUGCUGUGGGGGGCGUGAUCCGCCAGCUGCCCCCAACGGUGGUGAAGCCCCUCAUCCUGGCCACAGAGGCCACGUCCAACCUGCUCGGGGGCAUGCGCAACCAGAUCCUCCCCGACGCUCACAAGGACCACACGCUCAAGUGGCGUUCGGAUGAGGCCCAGGACUGAGCACCAGGUGCCUAGGACUCCAGGGCGCCGCCUGCCCACCACGCCCAGCAGCCCAGGGCCACCUCGGCUCCCUUACCCCCCAGAGCUGUGGCCCCCAGCUGGGCGGACCAGGCCCUCAGGGGAAGGACAGAGAAUGACUCUGCUCGGCCGCCUGCUGCCAAUCGCUGUGGGAGUGGGGCCGCCCUGCCUGGGGCCUUGGCCCUGUCUCUGCACUUUUUCUCUGGGGAGAAAGGACACUGUCCCCACCACCUGGGCCCACACUGCUGCCUUGCCCCAGGAUGGAGGCUUUUGGAACCUCAGAGCCCCGACCCCACUCAGCCAAGUGUCUUUCUGUGUCUCUGGAGGAGGUGGGGGACAGAUGCCGUGUGGUUCAGUGUAUUAUUUUUAAGCUCCCGAAUGUGUGGGUCAGUGUCUGCAUGAAGUGGAAUAAACUGCCCACCGCCAGCCCCCUC
Pteropus alecto (black flying fox) is the source of this 6390-nucleotide messenger RNA. RefSeq names its product autophagy related 2A (gene ATG2A). The transcript has 41 exons. Gene Ontology annotation, biological process: autophagy of mitochondrion; reticulophagy; autophagosome assembly. The record is from RefSeq and is a predicted model, not a curated record. Gene Ontology annotation, molecular function: phosphatidylinositol-3-phosphate binding. Gene Ontology annotation, cellular component: phagophore assembly site; extrinsic component of membrane. The coding region runs from base 146 to 5938 and encodes 1930 amino acids. NCBI's taxonomy places the organism in Eukaryota, Metazoa, Chordata, Mammalia, Chiroptera, Pteropodidae.